Ascochyta rabiei is the source of this 555-nucleotide messenger RNA. RefSeq lists its product as uncharacterized. The record is from RefSeq and is a predicted model, not a curated record. Lineage: Eukaryota; Fungi; Ascomycota; Dothideomycetes; Pleosporales; Didymellaceae. The transcript has a single exon. Bases 1 to 555 code for a protein of 184 amino acids.
AUGCUCUCGUCAACAGGCUCCGACCACGCAGCUGGCAGCGUGUGCGAUACAAAGCCGAGCAGCGUUAAUGAGUCUGACGGGGCGCUGUUAGCAGGAGCGCAUGGCAGGCCGGGCAGGCGCGAGGGUGUGCAGCGCUCGGGGCAGCAUGGCGGCUCUGGGGGCGAGCUGGGCAGGCCGGGUAGGCGCUGCAAACGUCGCGCAGACGCAAAGAGGGUGGAAACCGAACAUGAAGACGCGUCGCAGCAGGACGCCGACUCGGAGUCGGACUCGGGCAACGACGACAAGGUGCAGCAAGCAGAUGAUGGGCUGGGUGGACUUACGGAUGCAGCAGGCCGCAGCGAAGUUCAGUCACGAGAUUUUGUGGUGGUGAGGAGCGCGACUCGCGUUGACUGGCCGAGAGGGCGGCAGGACGCAGCUCUUGUCUUACCGACGCGUGCAGACACUUGCGCGCACCAAAUUUGCGCUGGGCAGCAAGCAGGGCGGCAGAGCAGCAGGGCUUGUGGAGGCGCCGGGCAGAGACACAAAAGGCACCCGGUGCGGUUGAACGUGUUGUGA